UGUACAUUUAAAAAGAUUUUAGUCGCUGGAUUUAAAGGAGGUGUGGUCAAAUGUAUUUUUAACAAUUUCUGCAAAUUUGCAUUUAAUGUAAUGUACAUACUCUGAAGUGUAGCCAUGAGUAGGUGCUUUUAGACCACUACCACACAUCCAUGUGGCAUUCCCAUGUCGUGUCAAAUCCGAUGUUUUAUUAAAAACAGCAUUUCAAUUACAAAUGCACAAAUAACAGUAACAGUAACAAGUACAAUCCAAUCAUUAGAUCUGAACUGAAACACAUUAGAAUAUGGGAGGUUUAAAUAUGUAUUUAUAUCAAUUCAAGACUGAAGGAAAAAACAUUGCAUUCGUUAUGCGUUUUCCUGUAGCUGCGUUUUCCUGUAACAACCCGUCUUCUGACGGGUGAACUGUAUUGGUGGAUCGUCUCAUACUCCUUCAUAGCGUUACUUGGCGACUCUUCCGCUGGGCACGCAUGCGCAGUCCACAUCGCACGGAUCCGCAUUUAAUCACGUUUAAAGACAACACUGUCUUCCCUUUCUCAAAUUAGCCCACUUCGGCCUAGUCAUACCACCUCCAAUUUCAGCGUCGGUACGGGGCCGCCAGGCCGGGACAGCUGCGGACAGCGAGCCCUCGGCCAUGGACGCUCUCGGACCUGGCCCCCCUGCCCCUCCCCCCUCCCUGUUUCAGCCGCCCCGCAGGCCUGGAUUGGGCACUGUGGGAAAGCCCAUUCUCCUGCUGGCCAAUCACUUUCAGGUGCAGGUGCCCAAGAUGGACGUGUACCACUAUGAGGUGGACAUCAAGCCGGAGAAACGCCCCCGCAGGGUCAACAGGGAGGUUGUGGACACCAUGGUGCGGCACUUUAAGAUGCAGAUCUUUGGGGACCGGCAGCCUGGCUAUGAUGGCAAGAGGAACAUGUACACAGCCAACCCCUUGCCCAUUGGCCGAGAGCGGGUGGAUCUGGAGGUGACCCUGCCGGGGGAGGGGAAGGAUCAGACCUUUAAGGUGGCGCUGCAGUGGGUGUCUGUUGUGAGCCUACAGCUGCUGCUGGAGACUCUGUCAGGCCGCCUUAAGGAGGUUCCGGAUGAUUCUGUGCAGGCCCUGGACGUCAUCACACGCCACCUGCCCUCCAUGAGGUAUACUCCAGUGGGGCGGUCGUUCUUCUCGCCCCCGGAGGGGUAUUAUCACCCCUUGGGCGGGGGGCGGGAGGUUUGGUUCGGCUUUCACCAGUCUGUGCGUCCCGCCAUGUGGAACAUGAUGCUGAACAUCGAUGUGUCGGCCACAGCGUUUUACCGGGCCCAGCCUGUGAUGGAGUUCAUGUGUGAGGUGCUGGAUGUUCAGAGCAUCAGUGAGCAGAACAAACCGCUCACUGACUCACAGCGCGUCAAGUUCACCAAGGAGAUCAGAGGUCUGAAGGUGGAGGUUACACACUGUGGGCAGAUGAAGCGGAAAUAUCGCGUCUGUAACGUCACACGCCGUCCUGCAAGCCAUCAGACGUUCCCUCUGCAGUUGGAAAGUGGGCAGGCUAUGGAAUGCUCGGUGGCUCAGUAUUUCAAACAGAAAUACAACCUGCAGCUCAAAUACCCUCAUCUGCCCUGUCUGCAGGUGGGGCAAGAACAGAAACACACCUACCUGCCCCUGGAGGUGUGUAACUAAGUGUGUGAGUGCAGGUGUGUAACUAAGCUGACGGAUAACAGUAGAUCAGCCGCCCCCAGAGCGCUUUCAUCAAACACAAAUGCCAAAGAGGAAGCUCUCUCUUUCCCUCCCCCUCUGCAGGUGAAGAGUAACAGUCUGGUGGGGGGGCCGGACCCCUACCUGAAGGAGUUUGGGAUCGUGGUGCACAGUGACCUGACCGAGCUGACGGGACGAGUGCUUCCUGCGCCCACCCUGCAGUACGGCGGGAGGAAUAAGACGGUGGCCACGCCCAACCAGGGCGUGUGGGACAUGAGAGGGAAGCAGUUUUAUGCCGGAAUUGAGAUCAAGGUUUGGGCCGUGGCCUGCUUCGCCCCCCAGAAACAGUGCAGAGAGGACCUGCUCAAGAGCUUCACGGACCAGCUGCGGAAGAUCUCUAAGGAUGCUGGGAUGCCCAUCCAGGGCCAGCCGUGCUUCUGUAAGUACGCGCAGGGAGCCGACAGCGUGGAGCCCAUGUUCAAGCACCUCAAGCUGUCCUACGUGGGCCUGCAGCUCAUCGUGGUCAUUCUGCCGGGGAAGACGCCCGUGUACGCUGAAGUGAAGCGUGUUGGGGACACACUCCUGGGCAUGGCUACUCAGUGUGUUCAGGUGAAGAACGUGGUGAAGACGUCGCCCCAGACCCUGUCCAACCUCUGCCUCAAGAUCAACGCCAAGCUGGGAGGCAUCAACAACGUACUGGUGCCCCAUCAGAGGCCCUCAGUGUUCCAGCAGCCGGUGAUCUUUUUGGGGGCGGACGUGACGCACCCCCCGGCGGGGGACGGGAAGAAGCCGUCGAUCGCGGCGGUGGUGGGCAGCAUGGACGGGCACCCCAGCCGCUACUGCGCCACGGUGCGGGUGCAGACGUCCCGCCAGGACCUGACGCAGGAGCAGCCGAACCGGCAGGAGCCCCCGCCAGACCAGCUCUUCAGCCAGGAGGUGGUGCAGGACCUGAGCAGCAUGGUGCGGGAGCUGCUCAUCCAGUUCUACAAGGCCACCCGCUUCAAGCCCACACGCAUCAUCUACUACAGGGGCGGGGUCUCCGAGGGCCAGAUGAAACAGGUGGCAUGGCCGGAGCUCAUGGCAGUGAGGAAGGCCUGUAUCAGUCUGGAGGAAGACUACCGGCCUGGAAUCUCUUACAUCGUGGUGCAGAAACGACACCACACCCGCCUCUUCUGCUCCGACAAAGCAGAGCGGGUGGGGAAGAGUGGGAACAUUCCAGCCGGGACGGCAGUGGACAGCACCAUCACACACCCCUCCGAGUUUGACUUCUACUUGUGCAGUCACGCUGGCAUUCAGGGCACCAGCCGGCCGUCGCAUUAUCACGUGCUCUGGGACGAUAACUGCUUCACCGCGGACGAGCUGCAGCUGCUCACCUACCAGCUGUGCCACACCUACGUGCGCUGCACCCGCUCCGUCUCCAUCCCCGCCCCCGCCUACUACGCCCGCCUCGUCGCCUUCCGCGCCCGCUACCACCUGGUGGACAAGGAGCAUGACAGUGCAGAGGGUAGUCACGUCUCUGGGCAGAGUAAUGGUCGGGACCAGCAGGCUCUGGCCAAAGCAGUGCAGAUUCACUAUGACACCCAGCACACCAUGUACUUCGCCUGACAGCUGCAGCUAGGGGGCGGCCUGCCCCCCUCCCCCCUUUCUUCUCCCUUGCUCCCUCUCCCCCCCCCCCCCCCUCCCCCCUCCCUCUUUCUUCUCCCUCGCUCCCUCUCUCCCCCUCCUUUCUCUCUGUCUCUCUCCCUCUCUGUCGCUCUUUUUCCCUCUCUCUCUCUGUCGCUCUCUCUGCUUGUGGUCCUAUAGCCAGCAGGUUGGUCCUCAGUGCUGAGUGAGGUUCUGACCUGGUCCGGACCGCUGGUGUCCAGCACAGGGAGAGAGACUGCAGAGAGACUGCAGAGCGACUGUCCUUCUGAAGCACAGAGAACACCGUUCAGUCGAGGUUUUUAUUGUUGAAUGUUUUUUUUUGAGGUUUUAAUUGUUGAAUGUUUUUUUUUGUACUGAUUGUGAUCAAAGCGGUCGUGUGCGAGAAGACCACUGCCGGUCUUGCAGUUGACCAGGUCUGUUCUUACCUCAACCCCCUUGGGGUACACUAGAAUUACAUUUUUGAAAAUUUGGAUAAAUUUGGAUGUUACUUAAUAUUUUAACUUCCAUCCUGUUUUCAUGGCGGCUUGGAUCAGUGCCGAUUUUAAUCCUGCCAAUUCUGAACGUGUGUGCGUGUGCGUAUGUGUGUGUGUGUGUGUGUGUGCGUAUGUGUGUGUGUGUGUGUGUGUGUGUGCGUAUGUGAGUGUAUGUGUGCGUGUGCGUAUGUGUGUGUGUGUGUGUGUGUGUGUGCGUAUGUGAGUGUAUGUGUGCGUGUGUGCAUGUGCGUAUGUGUGUGUGUGUAUGUCUGUGUGGGUGUAUAUAUUAAGUGUUCACCAUAAUGUGUUUCAGGUUUGGCUGUAUUCACAUAGAUAUACAUCCAUGUAAAGAUUUGUUUCACAUACUUCUAUAGGUAUAUAUGUCUAUGAAAGUGUUUUAUACACAUAAACAUUUUAAACAUUUAAAUUUAUAUGAAAGUGUUUGGUGAAAGACAACAAGGGUGUGGAGUUGUGGUCUUAGAGAAAGAGCACUUGGGUCAGUCGAUUGGAGAGAAACCGCACGGUCGCAUGUUUAGAGAGACCGCGGAGUUGCACAGCACUGUGGUUCUGAGUUUGGAGAGACUGAAGGGUUGUGUGUUUAGAGAGACCGUAGGGUCGUGUUUUUAGAGAGACCGUAGAGUGGUGACGAGCUGUGGUCAUGUUUUUGGAGAGACCGCAUGGUUGUGAUGGGAGAUUGCUGCUUCAUGAACCUCAUAAUGGGUGGAGCUACCCAGCAUAUGCUGUAAAAUAAACACCAGAGAAAUUAACCAAUCAGGAGUUUCCUGUUGCAGCUCCUGAGUAGCUGACUAUCUGACACAGUGCUAAAGCUUACAGCACACUGGCUAACUGUGCUACUGCUAACCUGGAUCCACAGCGCUAAAGCGUAUAGCACACUGGCUAACUGUGCUACUGCUAACCUGGAUCCACAGCGCUAAAGCGUAUAGCACACUGGCUAACUGUGCUACUGCUAACCUGGAUCCACAGCGCUAAAGCGUAUAGCACACUGGCUAACUGUGCUACUGCUAAUCUGGAUCCACAGCGCUAAAGCGUAUAGCACACUGGCUAACUGUGCUACUGCUAACCUGGAGCCACAGUGCUAAAGCUUAUAGCACACUGGCUAACUGUGCUACUGCUAACCUGGAGCCACAGUGCUAAAGCGUAUAGCACACUGGCUAACUGUCCUACCGCUAACCUGGCUAAUUAUGCCCCUCCACCCAAAAAUACAACAGUUUACUUCCAGAAGCGAGAAAAACAAAUACAGCAAAACAGGGAUUAGUUCACAUCAGUGAGUCCUGUGGUUCUGCCCUUUGUGUGGUUUAUGAAGCAUCAACCGUUGGGAAUCUGCUUGACCCUUUCAGCCGGGGCAUUGGUGGGGUGUGCAGGGUGUGGUUUAGGGCGUGUGCAUUUCAUCCUAAACAUGUAAAAUAAGAGUUUAAUAUAACAACAAAAAUAUUUAGUAUUUAGAGUAGCUUGUUGUCAUUGUUCAAUUAUUUCAUCCAACUGACAGCAGCAGCCAAGGUCCGAUCCGUGAUGAGAUAAACUAGGGUAUGUGUGAUGUCACAAAGGUAGGACGUAUUAUCAUAAAAGCUGAGGUAGGGGGGGGCUUUGUGAUGUCAUAGAGGUAGGUCAGAUUGAGACCGAUUGGGUGUGUGCAGAGGAGUGUGACUGUGAUUGUUGCUGUAGCCCAUUUGGGUUCCGGCGAGCUGGUUCGGUUGGUCGGUUUAGCGCUUGCAUUCGUAUCGCUGAAAUCUGCAGCUUACGGCCACUUCGCUCGCAUGCAUGUCUCAUCUUUUCGUACAGCGGUCGAUACAAAGAAAAAGAAACUGAAAGGGUAAAAAAAAAAAAUGUAAAUGUGUUUGAAGCCUGUUUAGGAUAGCAAUAUUGGUGUCUUUUAAUGAUGUAUUUUUAAAAUCCCACGUCAAACAAAAAAAAGCGAGGUACUUUUUUUUUUGAAAGCAUGGGGACAGGCGAUGACAGUGCAUUGCCUCCAGGGGGCGGUGAGGUUCCCCCUGGCCCUCUAGCAUUCCUGCACUGUGGCGCCCUCUCCUGGUGGGGUCGGGGUUUUGGCGCUGGGACAUCAGUCUGCUCGACCGUUGGCAGAUCUGUUUUUAUAAAAAGGAUCCACGAGCAGUUCUUUGCAGUACAUUUUAAUGUUCAUUAUGUCUGUUGCUAUAUAAUGGCCUGUAGCAUUUAGUGAUGUCUUCAGCUAUGUUACUGUCCAGGGGACAUUCUGGGGUCUCUUCCUGUGUGUAUUUGGGGUGGGUGGGAUGUGGGUACCUAAACUGUGCUGCAUUGUGUAAUAUGUGACUUCUUAAAAAAAUGUUUGUUUUUUAGCCUGCAGGGAAUACUUGUGUUCAUGUGCGACAUAAUAAAACAGUAUUUUGUGCCCAUUAUA
Anguilla rostrata (American eel) is the source of this 6171-nucleotide messenger RNA. RefSeq names its product protein argonaute-4-like. The transcript is spliced from 19 exons. The record is from RefSeq and is a predicted model, not a curated record. Gene Ontology annotation, molecular function: miRNA binding; RNA endonuclease activity; protein binding. Gene Ontology annotation, biological process: regulatory ncRNA-mediated post-transcriptional gene silencing. NCBI's taxonomy places the organism in Eukaryota, Metazoa, Chordata, Actinopteri, Anguilliformes, Anguillidae.